Molecule: messenger RNA, 699 nt
Organism: Phytophthora nicotianae INRA-310
Lineage: Eukaryota; Oomycota; Peronosporomycetes; Peronosporales; Peronosporaceae
Exons: 2
Coding region: 1-699 (232 amino acids)
Biological process (GO): termination of RNA polymerase II transcription
Cellular component (GO): mRNA cleavage and polyadenylation specificity factor complex; nucleus
Molecular function (GO): RNA polymerase II CTD heptapeptide repeat phosphatase activity
Source: RefSeq, a predicted model, not a curated record
AUGCUUCAGUUCCUAUUCAGCCGCAAAGAAGGUAAGAGCAAGAGAGACAAAAAGAAGAAGCAAAGCAAGACCAACGAUAUGCAGAGCAGCGAGCCCAGCCCAUGUCCCAUGUUCGCCAUGGUGUGCGCCAACAACGUGAACCGCAGCGCCGCCGCCCACGAGAUUCUAAACACCGCAGGACUGCGCGUUUGUUCCUAUGGCGCUGGACGUCAGGUGACGUUCCCAGGCAAAACCAUCUCCGACGCGCGCACCUUCAAGUUCCUCACGCCCUACUCGGUCAUGCACAGCAUCUUGGAGAAGGAGGAUGCCGCGCUGUUCACAGGCAACGGCGUCCUUCAGAUUCUGGAGCGAGACAUCCCACUUAAGAAGGCACCGGAGCGCUGGCAAAGCCUCAGCAACAAGCAGCUCAUGGAUAUCGACGUCGUCGUGUGUCUGGACUACGCCAUGUUCCUCACCGUGCUGGAAGACAUUCAGAUGCGGAUUCGACUAAGUUUCAAGACCAAACAGCUUCAUAUUAUCUGUCUCGACACCGUGGAUACACCAGAGGAUGCCUUGACUGGAGGUGAGCGGGUACUUGAGCUCUGCCGAGAGCUGAACGUACCGGUAACCGAGCUUACAGAAGAAUUUGUCAAGACGAUGGUGGAGAAGUUCGAGAAGGAGCACGACCAGCAGAUGUUCUAUCUGGGGCUACACAUGUGA